ACUAAAUAUCCGUUCUGUGACUUCCGUUUUCAACUGAGCCAGCCGUGGAUUGCAACAUUCCUGGUAAAGCCAUCUACAGAAACUGAAAGAUGCCGAAAAAGAAGACUGGUGCACGCAAGAAGGCAGAGAACCGCAAGGAACGGGAGAAACAGACUCGAGCCAACAAGGGCUUUGUUGACGUUGCAAAGUCCCCUUGCAAUUCAGCAAUGGAAUGUGACAAAUGCCAGAGACGGCAGAAGAACAGAGCUUUCUGCUACUUCUGUGCAAACGUUCAGAAGCUGCCCCAGUGCGGUCAAUGUGGCAAAACCAAAUGCAUGAAGUCAUCAGACUGUGUCAUCAAGCACCCAGGGAUCCACGCUACGGGAAUGGGCAUGGUGGGGGCAGUGUGUGACUUCUGUGAGGCCUGGGUGUGCCACGGGAGAAAGUGCCUCAGUACCCACGCUUGCACAUGUCCUCUCAUGGAUGCCGACUGUAUCGAGUGUGAACGCUGUGUAUGGGACCAUGGGGGAAGGGUAUACCGUUGCUCCUUCUGCCACAACUUCCUGUGUGAGGAUGACCAGUUUGAGCACCAAGCCAGUUGCCAAGUCCUGGAGGCGGAGACUUACAAAUGUGCUUCCUGCAACAGACUGGGGCAACACUCCUGCCUGCGUUGCAAGGCCUGUUUCUGUGACGACCAUGUGAAGAGUAAGGUGUUCAAACAGGACAAGGGUAAAAAUCCUCCCUGUCCCAAGUGUGGCCAUGAGACCCAGGAGACUAAGGACCUCAGCAUGUCCACCCGUACGACAAAGUUUGGCCGACAGAGUGGUGCUGACGAGGAUAGCUACGGCUAUGGAGGUUAUGGAGCCUCUGGCUACGACUCCUACUGGAAGAACGUGUCAUCGUCCGGAGCAGGGGAGGGAGAUCAGGCAGAAGAUGGCGGAGAUGAUGAUGAUGAUGAUGACGAAGAGGAUGAGGAGGAAGAUGAGGAGGAGGAGGAUGAUGAGGAGGAGGAAGAAGAGAUAGCUGACUCUCUGGCCGGUCUUAAAAUUGAAGGGACCCUCGUGAUCGAAGCAGUUCCCUAGACGGAGGUUGGUUCCCAUCACAUCUCUCCACCUCUCCGCUUCCCAAAGAAGAGGACUGGAUAUAUACAAGGAGUGUGUGUGCAAUGCAUUGCAGUACACUGUAAUAAGAUGUUUAAAGUGAUAGUUCAUCACCAUAUGUGUACUGCUUGAUUGUUUCUGUAUUUGGACAUUAGCACGUUUAAAAAAGACAAACAGUAAUCCAGAAUUUCUGUAUGGCUCUUGCCUAACAUUGGUGAAAUAUCCUUUUUAAGUUUUAGGCUAAAAUAAUAUAACUUAUCAGACAGGUUAACAGUAGGUUGUAUUCAUGGAAGCCAGGCUUCCCCAAAUAUUUGACCAUUAAAACAUUUUAAAUCAUUA
This is a messenger RNA of Oncorhynchus masou masou (cherry salmon), 1418 nucleotides long. RefSeq names its product zinc finger protein 330-like. Gene Ontology annotation, molecular function: zinc ion binding. Bases 90 to 1061 code for a protein of 323 amino acids. Gene Ontology annotation, cellular component: nucleus. The transcript is spliced from 10 exons. The record is from RefSeq and is a predicted model, not a curated record. Lineage: Eukaryota; Metazoa; Chordata; Actinopteri; Salmoniformes; Salmonidae.